This is a messenger RNA of Dunckerocampus dactyliophorus (ringed pipefish), 1551 nucleotides long. RefSeq names its product vacuolar protein sorting 72 homolog a (gene vps72a). Lineage: Eukaryota; Metazoa; Chordata; Actinopteri; Syngnathiformes; Syngnathidae. Gene Ontology annotation, biological process: chromatin remodeling; regulation of DNA-templated transcription. The transcript has 6 exons. The coding region runs from base 240 to 1346 and encodes 368 amino acids. Gene Ontology annotation, cellular component: nucleus. The record is from RefSeq and is a predicted model, not a curated record. Gene Ontology annotation, molecular function: ATP-dependent H2AZ histone chaperone activity.
AACUGCGGCUAGCUAGUGUUAGGCGACAGCCACAAGUCAGCGCCGUCAUUUAAUUCAUAGAUUAGGUCACAAAAAACAGCACAAUUGCAUAAUUUCGCUGUGACUAACUAGUGGGUACGGCGAAAUACUUAUAAUUACAGACAGGCUUUGCAAUAAACACAUUUUCCGCGACGUAUAGCAAUCAGGAUACCUUUACCUAAAUAGCCUGUUGUUAGCAUCGCCAAGCUAUUAUAAACACAAUGAGUUUAGCAGUUCACCGAGAGCCCAGGAAGACAGCAGGGAAUCGCAUGUCAAAGUUGCUGGAUGCCGAAGAGGAGGACGAGUUCUACAAGACGACUUACGGAGGCUUCAACGAUGAAUCGGGAGACGACGAGUACCACGGAGAACACUCAGACACGGAGGAUGAGGUGGACAGCGAUUUUGACAUCGACGAGGGGGACGAGCCCGACAGCGACCAGGAGGAAGAUGCGCCUCGGCGGAAAAGUCGAGUUGUUACUAAAGCGUAUAAGGAACCUGUCAAAGUUGCCAAGCCUAAGCCGAAGCCCAAAAGACCCUCAGAGGAGACAAAGAAGACGGAGAAAACCAAAGUGGAGCUCAAACGGAGGAUUCCGCAAGAAUUUCAAGACUUUGGCGAGACCCGGAAGUCCGUGCGACAGUCCACCAGUGAACACACCCGCAAGACCAAUCUGCGCCUGCAGGAGCGCCAGGAUGCCCCUCGGCGCAGGAGGGGGGCCCACCGAGACCGACCUCUGACGCAAGAGGAGCUGCUGGCCGAGGCCAAGCUCACAGCUGAGCUCAACAUUCGAUCACUGGAAAACUACGAGCGCCUGGAAGCGGACAAGAAGAAACAGGUGCACAAGAAGCGUCGCUUCGAGGGUCCCACCAUCCGUUACCAUUCUGUCCUCAUGCCGCUUGUCUCGCCAUCGCUUCCCAAAGAAGAGAACGUGGACGUGGAAGGGUUGGACCAGGAUGUCCCUCAGACCGCUUCCGCGAAUCCGGCCACGCCUUCCCAGCAGCCCGCCGGCGGCCUCUGCUCGCGCACUUAUGUGACCUUCAGCGACGACGAAGCCUUCGAGGCCGCCUUCCCGCACGGAGCCCCGGCGGCACCCCAGGUACCCGUGCAGGAAAUCUGCCCCGUCACCCACAAGGCGGCGCUGUACCGCGACCCGGUCACCGACAUCCCUUACGCCAACUCGCGAGCCUUCCGCAUCAUCCGGGAGGCGUACCGUAAGUACGUGGCCGCUCAUGGGUUCCCAAACAUGUCAGGGGGAAUGGCGGGGCAUGACUCGGCUUCGAGGGGAGCACGCCACAAGAUGGCGGUCAAACAGAGCACCGUCUCUUCGUAGACGCCGGUAAACUAAAAAGGGAUAAAAACUCCAGACUGGAAUCUCCACCAUCAUUCCGUAGAUUGAUUUCUAGAACUGCUAAUCCACAUUGAGUGGAUUAAGUAAUGACUUUGGACUUUUUUUGCUUUGUUUUUUCAUGUUUUGCCCUUUUGUACUGUGAAAAUAUGACCUGUUUAUAUGAUUUCUAAAACUAAUAAAAUACAAA